Molecule: messenger RNA, 2817 nt
Organism: Sesamum indicum (sesame)
Lineage: Eukaryota; Viridiplantae; Streptophyta; Magnoliopsida; Lamiales; Pedaliaceae
Gene: ZCF125
Product: P-loop containing nucleoside triphosphate hydrolases superfamily protein
Biological process (GO): microtubule-based movement
Molecular function (GO): microtubule motor activity; ATP binding; microtubule binding
Source: RefSeq, a predicted model, not a curated record
UUUUCAAAUUCAAAUUAAACCCCAAGAAAGAAACAAAGUAGAAAAAAGGGAGAAAAAACAAUUCAAAGAACACUGUGGUGGUGUGAGUAAGUGCGUGAAGAUGGAGAAGAUCUGCGUGGCAGUGAGGGUGAGACCAUCUGCAAACGAGGAAUCCGUUAAUGGAUUUCGCUGGAAAGUCGAAAGCAAUCGCAUAUCGCUCCACGGAUCCGACGGGACUCCUAUUUCGGGAGUUUCCUUCGCGUUUGAUCACGUGUUCGAUCAGGAAUGCAGUAAUGCUAGGGUUUAUGAGCUUCUGACCAAGGACAUUAUUAAUGCUGCUGUAGAGGGGUUUAAUGGAACUGCAUUUGCAUAUGGGCAGACAAGUAGUGGGAAAACUUUUACCAUGAAUGGUUCGGAUAAUGACCCGGGAAUCAUUCAUAGAGCUGUCAAAGACAUUUUUGCAAAAAUUCAAAAGACAUCUGAUAGGGAAUUUUUAAUUCGAGUUUCCUACAUGGAAAUUUACAAUGAAGACAUUAAUGAUCUUUUUGCUGUGGAGAAUCAAAAGCUUCAAAUUCAUGAGAGUUUGGAGCGUGGAGUAUUUGUUGCAGGACUUCGGGAGGAAAUUGUGAACAGUGCUGACCAAGUGCUUAAUCUUAUUCAACUUGGAGAAGCUAACAGGCAUUUUGGUGAUACUAACAUGAAUGCUCGUAGUAGCAGAUCACAUACAAUUUUUAGGAUGGUAAUUGAAAGUAAAGGAAAGGAUAAUAAAUGCAAUACUAGUUCAACUUCAGAUGAUGCUAUUCGUGUCUCUGUCCUGAAUUUAGUUGACUUAGCUGGUUCUGAAAGAGUAGCUAAAACUGGAGCUGGGGGAGUUCGUUUGAAGGAAGGAAAACACAUUAACAAGAGCUUAAUGAUUCUUGGUAACGUGAUCAACAAACUGAGCGAGGGUGGAAAGCAAAGGGGUCAUAUUCCUUAUCGUGACAGUAAGCUUACUCGCAUUCUUCAACCUGCACUUGGUGGAAAUGCAAAGACUUCAAUAAUUUGCACUGUGGCACCAGAAGAGAUACACAUAGAGGAGACAAGAGGGACACUUCAGUUUGCUAGCAGAGCAAAGCGGAUUACCAACUGCGUUCAAUUGAAUGAGAUAUUAACAGAUGGCGCCUUGUUGAAGAGACAAAAGCAAGAAAUUGAGGAACUACGAAGGAAACUUCAGGGAUCUCACGCAGAAGUGUUGGAGCAAGAAAUUCUGAAACUGAGGAAUGACAUGCUGAAGUAUGAACUGGAGCGAGAGAAGCUUGCCGCAGAACUAGAGGAGGAAAGAAGAUCACAUAGAGAGCGUGAUCAAUGCAUUAGGGAGCAGCAAAUGAAAAUUGACAAUCUUAGCAAUCUGGUGACUUUGUCAGACUCUGACAGAAGCUCAUCCCAUGAUGGUCCCAAAGAAUCUCCUCAAGAUGGAAGUACAAAUAGUCACAGCAUGUCGCAAGAAGAUGCUUUUAGUACCCCAUGUUUUAAAGCAGCUCCUAAUAUGUUUGUUGCUAAGCGAUCACACUACUCAACACUUCAAGAGUGUAGCCCACUUCCAGAUACAUUUGAAGACUUUGCUGAUGAAGAUACAUGGAUGAGAAUGAAUAAAGGUUAUAUACCUGACCUUGAUUCGCUUCAUAUGACUCCUGCAAGAAAAGUUCAAUCAUUUCCAUUUACUGAGGAUUGCUCAAUGGAGACUAGCAGUCAAGAGAUAGAAAACCUCCAUAGACAGCUAAAACUUAUCAUAGAGGAAAGAGAUGAAUACAAGAGGAAGUAUGAGGAACAGAUGUCAUUCAAUAGCCAAUUAACAAGAGAAAUAUCUCAACUCCAAGAAGAGAUGUUGCUAAUUCAAGGAAUUCCUCAAAACCUACAUGAGACUGUGACAAAUUGCAAAGAAAUUUACAAGGAUGUUUGUUCUAUUUUACAGAACUUUAUAGCCGAUGAGAGAUCUGCAACUGCUCAAAUACUCUCUACAACAAUUGAAGUUGGGACAAGCCUGUUCUCAACAUUAGAAUCUCAUCUGUCAAUGGCAAUGGAUGGUAACAGACCCUCGCACAUGAAUGAUUACUCUGUGCGAGAGCAGUGCAACAUGCUCCAUCAGAAGCUGAGCAGCACAAUUUCUUCUUUGGUAUUGUCUGAUGCAUCAACUCUACAGGAUGAACGUAGUGAGGAAUCUGUUUACAGCAGCAAAAUUAAGGGCACAUUGGGAAGUCAAAUUGCUUGCUGGAAGCAGGGACUGGAAAAUGAAGUCAAAAUUAUCAAACAGAAGUACAAUGACUUGGAGAAAGAGUUGGAAGCCAAUAUUCAGCUUCUAAAGGUCUCUGAGGGAAAAUACCAUAGCUUGGAAAGAGAGUUCCAUCUUCUGAAAGAAGAUAGAGAUGCAGUACUUCAAAGAAUCUCCAGUUCAUCUCAAAUGCUUGCACAAAUUACUGGUCAAAAGGAGAGAGCUUUAAAGGAUCUGAAUUCUGAAAUAAGGAGGAGGAAAAAGCUUGAAGAAGAGAUAAAACAGUUUAGUAUUGCAUUUGCACGUCGACAGACGUCAAUAAUCUCCUUCCACAGCGACUUCAAAUCUAUACUUGACACCAUAAAGGCGCAGAAUCUUACUUCAUUAUCCAAAUCUCAUGGAUCUUGAAAACAGCAGGCCUGCUGCCUCCUUUCUUUGCAGUGAUAUUGAUGCUUUCGUAAAGCACGACUUAUUUCUUUGGUUGUCUGUAGUAUACUUCACUUCUCAGAUAUUUAUAGUGCAUGCUGCAUGUGUCUGGCAAAAGACUGGGAAUGUUUGUUAUUUACCAGAAUGUAAGAUCAUUAAACUGA